Messenger RNA from Exophiala mesophila, 2272 nucleotides. RefSeq lists its product as uncharacterized. The record is from RefSeq and is a predicted model, not a curated record. Gene Ontology annotation, molecular function: transmembrane transporter activity. Lineage: Eukaryota; Fungi; Ascomycota; Eurotiomycetes; Chaetothyriales; Herpotrichiellaceae. Gene Ontology annotation, biological process: transmembrane transport. The coding region runs from base 137 to 1828 and encodes 563 amino acids. The transcript has 2 exons.
CACCCGCUGUUUGCUGACGUUUUGAAUCUGGGCAUCAGGAGGCCGGACAACUUCGCAAAGACCGCUCCAUAAUGAAUUUCUCUCGGAUUGGAUCUUGACCAGCUGCCCACUCAUCCAAGCUUGGGGCUUUACAGCCAUGUUCACGGCUACCCGACUGCAGGUAGCCACCUACUUGCUAGGUGUCUGCCCGUUCUCCAUUGCAUUUCUUGUUUUUCUCAAUUCUUCUGUCUCAUUCAUCAUCACCGAUCUCAUCGGACAGACUGAUCGUGUCGGAGAUGCCGUGGGAACUUUGGGCUUCGCGGACGAACUCCUCGCUAUCGUUGCCUGUCCUUUGUGGGGGUUGCUCUCUGACCGGAUUGGCCUCCGUUUUGUAUCUGUUGCUGGCUAUCUGAUCAUUGGUCUUGCUUUGGUUGUGUUUGUACAGACAAGCAAUGUAUACCCACAACUCUUGUUUGCGCGGCUCCUGUUCAGUAUUGGAGGAGCAGCCGCCUCCACCAUGGUCACCGCAAUUCUCCCAGCUGUUGCCGGUCCACCUACUUCCCUUGGUUCCACAAUCCCUUCAAGCAGGGGUCACACGGAGGAAGCCAACAACCGCAAUUCAUUCAGUCCUUCAAUCGCUUCAGAGUUGACCAUCACUCCGGCCCGUUUCGCCUCCAUUUCGAGUGGUCAGGAGCGACAGGCCAAAGCCGCCGCCAAACAGCCAGAGUCGAACAUCGCCCGAUCUACAAGUCGCAUUGCUGGUUAUGUCGGCAUGUUUACAGGGGCUGGGGCCUUGGUCGCCUUGAUGGUCUUCCUCCCUCUUCCAGCCAAAUUUCAAUAUUCUGGAUACGACCAAAAGGCUGCUCUCAAGGCUAGCUUUUACAUCGUUGCGGCGGUUGCAUUGAUACUAGCCUCGUGGUGUUUUAUCGGCCUCAGAGGCUUGCAGAAGGGGCAAGAGCAAUGCAGAGGACACUUGAUCCAGUACAAGGAGCUGUCCCUGGCCUCCAAGACGAUUUCUGCUUUGAGAGAGAUGUGGGCCAGUUUCCAGAUUGCUGUGAUAACUGGCUUCAAACACUCAGAAAUCGGUAUUGGUUACGUUGGAGGCUUCGUGGCGCGAGCAUCUUCGGUGGGCAUUUCACUUUUUAUUCCGUUGCUGGUCAACGCAAUGUUCCUAGCGUCAAAUCUAUGUGACGAAGGCCAGAAUGAGGGCGAUCCAAGCGGACUGCCAGACCUCAAGAGGAGGUGUCCUCGCGCGUAUGUGGUGGCAGCGGAGCUGACUGGCGCCACGGAGACGGUUGCCUUGAUCUUUGCUCCGAUUUUUGGGUAUUGGAGCGCCAGAACAUCAAGGAAGCAUUUGCCCCUUCUCUUUGCAUCCGUGUGCGGGAUGAUUGGCUACCCUCUUUUUGCCUAUGAGUUUGAUCCUGACGGUUCUCACACUGGCAAAAGAGUUUUGGUCUUUUUUGCUGCCAGUCUGAUUGGCAUCAGUCAGAUUGGAGCUAUUGUUUGCAGCUUGGGAACUUUGAGCAAGGGCAUUCUCGAGGGAGGAGCUGACAAAGGAAAAGACGACACGAUUGCAAAUGGAUCUGGUGAAGAGGAGGCUGAGCCUCUCUUGGAGACGGAAGAUGGUCCUGCGCGAAAAGAUUUGCGCUUGUCGGCGCUGAAAGGGUCAUUUGCUGGAGUUUAUUCCCUAUAUGGAGGUCUUGCAAUCCUGAUCCUCACAAAACUUGGAGGGCUACUCUUCGACAAGGUAUCACCUACGGCGCCAUUCUGGAUCAUGUCCUGCUUCAAUGCCAUCUUACUAGUCUCCUGCAUGGGCUUAACUUUGUGGAAGUAUAACACUCGAGGCUGAUGUAUUGUGGUGAUAAUCAUCCUCACGAACCCUCAGAAUUACUGUCCUCACAGUUUUCCCCGAAUGUAUGUGGCUUGCGCAAAAUGGGCGGUGCACUUUUAAAUGACUGCACCGGCACGACCGGCUACUACAAUGACGGACCACCAGCAACAGGACUGAUGCUCAGCAGCAUGAUAGUCGACGUGGCAAAGCUAUGUCUACAGUACUGGGCCCGUCCAAGGCCUUUAUAACGCGCAAUCAAGCAGCAUUGAAACAUACCAAGCCAAACGCUAGCCCUGAUGGCGAGCUAGACGAAAAUAACGAAUACAAGGUGGUUGUUUGGUGGCAAUUUGGAGCAUUUCUGGCAGGACGGCGCAGUUGAAAAAAGACAAUAGUCUCUCGCUGAUGAGAAUAUACUCUUCUGAACAAUCAAACAAUGCAUUUUUCGCCCGACUACCUAAGUUC